Molecule: messenger RNA, 5469 nt
Organism: Biomphalaria glabrata
Lineage: Eukaryota; Metazoa; Mollusca; Gastropoda; Planorbidae
Exons: 8
Coding region: 2220-3710 (496 amino acids)
Source: RefSeq, a predicted model, not a curated record
ACAAAACAGGUUGACACGCUUGAGCCACCAUUGCAGGCUCCUUGGCCCACCAGGGAGGGCAAAUUCCACUCACUGAACAGGCUGUAAGCUUUCAUCAAGCGCUGGCUAUAAUUAAAAAAACAGAAAUAAAAAAGUGGUUUGAGUGCUGGGACAAGUCCCAAAAAGCCCGUGGAGUCUGGGGUUGCAUGAGGCGCCCUGACCUCACUUCCCUGUGGUGGAGGCUGUCCAGGCCUGAGCAAGCUAUUAUAGCACAUUGCAGGACAGGCCAUUGUCCAGUUGGCCCAUACUUCUCGCGGCUAUGGCCAAAUUUUGAUUCACGGUGCCCCCGCUGCGGGGAAGAAGAGGAAAGCGUGCCUCAUAUUCUGUUUGACUGCCCCAGACUUGCUGAUCUCCAUCUCGACAGGUCUGGGAAACUCAAAAUUCUCGACCUGUAUGGCGACAUUUAUGCACUACGCAAGACAGCAGGGUUUCUGUCCAGGGCUUUUGCAAGAGAGGAUUUAAGCCUCACCCAAAUGGAGUUUGAUGAUAAUGAUGAUGAUGACACGCUUGAGCAUAUUGAACAUGUAACGCCCAUAGUGUUUGUUUACAUUGGUGGAUUCACGUCAGACCACAUUCCGUGUCUUAAUCUUUACUAUGUGUGGAGUUAUUGUCGUCAUUAAGCGUAAUAAUGCUUUAGAUGUUAACAUUGUAUUUGUUAUAUGAAAGUAUUACACUAAUGUCAAAAUAAAACAAGGUUACUUAAAAUCGGCCCCCGAAGUAGUCCACCCCGGCAGGCUUCAAUAUUUUCAGAAAGAACAUCCAAAUGAAAUUAUAUCAAAGACAAACGAGAGAUAAGAAUGGAGAAAGAAGGUUGACAGAUCUUGUGUAGUGCCCCAACGGUGCAGUCAGUUCAUCUUAGCACAAGUAGCCGCUCCACAGCACAUCAGCAGUCACAUUAAUGACAACAAAAACCAACUUGACCAAUCUGAGGAACACUUCAGGGAGGACAUUUCGAGGAAGGCGAGACUGCUGGCAGACAAACUUGGUAUUGAGUUGGUGCUGCCGAGAAUUAGCAGUUGACAAACACACCAAGCAAAAAAACACAUAUUUGGAUUUUGUUAUUAUUACAAGACACAACUUUACAAUCCGUAUCUUGAUUCGUUAGUUUCUUCAUUAAUGUCUCGUUUUCAAGCAAUAAUAAUGCUCAGUUGUCUUCAUCCUAAAACGAUGCAAGAGCUGCAACGUAAAUAAGAAUAUCAGAACUGUCAGAUAAGCGUUCAUCGCCGGCUUGUCCUUCGCGACGAGAAGCAAUUCAGUAGUAAAGUUAAUGACAGCUUUGGCUGCGUUAGCAUUUUUGGUUUGAUCGAUUGUUGGGUGUAUGGCCGAACGGAUAAACUUACCAACAUGUACAGUAAAUAGUUUGCUCACAUGUUAGUUUUUUUUAUUAUUAUUAUUUCAUGAAACAAGUAUUUACAAUGAACAUAGUAUCGCAUAGGUAGGGGGGCGAGGAAGCUACAGUUCUUUUUCUUUAGUAUUUUUUGUAAUAUAAAAGUUGGGGCUACGACUUUUAGAAAUCGAGGGCAACUUGCACUCUCUGCAAAAAAAAAGUUAUGGUGCCCAUGUAUGUCCAUGUGUGUUUGUGUGAAAAGAAAAAAAAAUCAAACAUUCAACCCCGCUACGAAAAACAAUCCUGGCCACGCCCAUUCUUGACACUUAUAUUUUACUGGGGCUUUUCUUUUCGGAGAUGACGCCGACAAUAAUGUUAUGCCUACCUUUCUAAUUGUACAUGUGUCCUGAGAUCACUUUGAAAAUUUAUCAUGUUGAAUUAUUAGGAUUAAUGUUGCGAAGUUUUAUGAAAAAAAAAGUGACAUAAAUAUUUUUUUCUUUUUUUUUUAGACAUCCAAUAAAGAAAAAAGAGAAAUAUUUACUUUUUAAAAGGCUAAUUCUAAGUGUUUUCAAUAUCAUAGUCGAUAUAGGACUUCUUGGUGUUAACUAAGGUACACUCAUGACUACACUACUGUGUACUAAGGAAUGCUAAAAAUGUGACACAUGAGACCCUAAACAAGGAAACGGAUUGGGAAAUUCCGAUUUUAUUUUUCACGUUUUUGAAAGUUCAAAAAUAUUAUUUUAGUGUCUUUAGUAAAAUAUUAAUUUUAAAACUAAUAAUAAGUUAGAGAAUCAAACUUUAUUUAACAUAAACUUUUAAAGUAUAACUUAACUACUCAAAGUGUAUCUAUAAAAUGAGACCUUACUUAGAGUUGGUAGAGAUUGGACUAAAACUACACAAUUUAGAGGAAAUCAAAGAAUUUCUCAAAAAUAUUUUAGAAGAUGUUGACUUGGUCAAGAAAAAAGGUGAAUUGUGGAUUGAGGAAAAAGUAACAUCAACUUUCAUGGAAAUGAAACAAUCCAUUACAGAGAAAACUUCCGAAAUUUUAAAACGUUGCACAUCUCUAACAAAACUUCAAGCUGCAAGUAGUUUUAUAUCACAACAACAAACUCAAUGCGAGACUUUUUGUCUAGAACUGAAGGAGAAACAAGAAAUAGACAAAGAACACAAAGAACUUGAUGUCAGUACCAAGUUUGAAGAAAUAUAUAAAAAACAAAAAGAGUUGAGCAAAAAGUUUGAAAACAUUCUCGAAAUACAAGAGUCUCAAGCAAAAGACUUUGAAGAUCGAAACAACUCUGCUAAAGAAAUUGUUAAAAUAAAAGAUGAUCAAAGAAAACUAUUUUGCAAAAUAAGAAAUGUUCAAAUGGAAAUUACAAGAGGUAGAGAAAAAGACUUUUUCUGUGAAAAAACUGGUCAAACUGAUGUCAAGUGCAUUAAAAACUGUCUUCAUAUCAUAGGCCAGCAUGAUCAACAAAUAUCUGAAGGUGGACAAGAUUAUCUACAUGAAUAUCUAGCUGACUGUCUACGAAAUCCAGGUCAUUUAGAUUUCAUUCCUGUUGAUACUUUAGGUUUGGAACAUUUACCUGAAGAUAUUCGUGACAAAGAUUUGUAUGACCUGAUCAAAGCUGUAGCAGACCUAACAGUCAGAGUGAAUGUCACUAUGACCAGUCCACUUAGACCAAUGUUUUGGUCCGACACUAAAACUCCAUAUUCUUUGUACAAUAUGAGAGGAAGUCAAGAAUUAAGAACCGGAAAUGGGAUGGUACAAAACGUUGUAAAAAUCUUAGCAGAAACAUGUCCAUGCCAAAAAUGUCAACUUUCAGGCGACCCAAAACCUAAUUACUGGAGUGUUGGUGUGGGUACAGUUGUAAGCCUUGUGUAUGAUAACAUUGAAGCUAGUCACACGACUUGCAGAUUUUUCUACGAUACAGAAUAUAGUUCAGAGAUAGUUCUAAAAGUUGAAGACAAGAAUGUUAAUAAAAGCAUAGAAAAUGAUUUGUCAUUUUUUUAUUGUUCUACUUGUGAUGAAACACUAGUUGACAAACUCGAGAAAUCGUUGAAACAGUUGUCACGUCUCCAACAAAGGGUUGAUACAAAAUAUAAAAAGACAUUCGAUGAGAAUAAAUUAAUGUUCCUAUUGUCACAUCCUCAUGGAUGCAGUAAACGGGUUUGUUUUGGUCAAUGGAAGGACAAAUAUACAAAAAACGUUGUUACAACAAAGUAUACCUACCUUACUUCUAUUUGUCCAGGAUGUAGUGGAGGUCCUGUCUACUUUCUGGGAGACAGACGAUAUUAUCAUAGUGGCAGUUUAAAUUCUGGACUCGGUUAUAACACUAAUGGCUGAGUAAGUCACUUGCUUCUCAAAAUGUGCUUUUUAAAUUGAUGAUAUAAAAGCUGCUAAAUAUUGUGUUUUUUAUGUUAUGGUUAUGCUUGCCCUGGAUGUGGCAAAAUAUGUAGGUCACAGCUGGGGUUGUGCAGCUACGGGAAAUACUUCUCUCCUCACUAAUCUUUGGACUCGAAGACUAGCCUUAUUAUUAUUAUUAUGUAAUAAUAGAAUUCAGUGUAAUAGCAAGUUGGAUGGCUGCCUGGUCGUGCGGUUUGCGCGCAUGACUCUUGUUCGAACUUAUCGAUGGUCAAGGAUUCAAACCUUACCCGCUCCCACCCACCACCACCCCGGUCGUCCUGCAGGAGGUUUGGACUAGGUUAUAAAUUAUUUUCAACUCUUAAGGGACAUUGUAAACAUGUAAAACAUUUUAUAAAACAUUUUACAAAAUAUGUAAAUCAUUUUACAAACAUUUUUACAAGUUCAGGAUUUUUUUACAUGCGAAUAUUGAUAAAUAAAACUCAAGAUUUGGCUAAAGCUGGUAAAAAGUGUUUCUAACAGAAUCUAUUAGGAAACUGCGGUAAUGCUUAGCUGUGAAGACAGUUGUACGUUAGAAGAACAAGCUCAUUUUUUACAAUGUCUCUAUAAAUGUCAUUACUUCAACCUGAACGCUGAUCCUAAAACAAACGCCUCUAGUGACUUUUCUAAAAUUGAACAUUUGAUUUUUUUUUUUUGAAAAUAAUGACUAGCUCGUUGGCCACACGGGGAAAACUCUAGUUGGACUUUUAUCAAGUAGAAAAUAAAAUAAUUUAAAUUUCUCUAGAGAUCUAGAUCUAGAUCCAACAUUGGUAUCCGAAUGCAAGGCUUUAUUGAUUCAAUAGUUUGAACAAUUAAUGUUCAGGAAAAUUGUGCGCAUCUUAUUCUAAGUCAAGAUCUAAAUGCCUAUCAGAGGAAUAUGAUAUAUAGCUUCUUUCGUGGUCGAAGAUGAACACAUUUCUCCUUUCCUAUGGACUCGAAGAUGACUGUAAAGUCUAAUCCUAGCAUUAAAAAGCCGGCCGCAUACGUUGCAUGGGUGGGUUAGGUCAGAUGGGCCUGCUUCUUCUCUCAGCCUUUUGCUGGUUCGGCGCUUUUUCACCCUUGCAAGUCUUCUUGCUUCAAAUCUUGAGACUCCGAGACUUACAGCUUCACGCAAUGAGGAACGAUUGAGAGCUAGUGCUUCCCAGCCGUGAAUAUCGAUAUCGCAAUCCUUGAAUGAAGAAGCUCUUGAGAUUGUCUUUCAAGCGCUUGUAUUGACCUCCCUGGGAGCUUUUUCCUGCACACAGCUCCCCGUACAGAAGUCGUUUGGGAAGACGAUUGUCUGGCAUGCGGACUACAUGUCUAGAUCUAUGGAUUCUACAUUCGCUAAACCAAGAUUCUUUCUCAAAGAGAAAGGGGAAGGUGUUGGGUAAGAAAAUGUUUCAUUAUUUUUAAAAUCUAACAUUCAUUAACUUUUAAGAGAAAAACAGUUGCUCUAUAAGUUGCAUAAAGUAUAUCUUGUCUUUUUAAACUUGGAUUGUUUACGUUGUUCUUGUUUUUGUUCACAAUUUAAGCAUUAAAUAUCAAUUUUGAUGUUUUAAAAUAUGGAUUUUUAUUCUCAAUACAUUGGACUGAGAUUAUGUAAUUAAUAUUAAGGAUAUCAUGCCAUUUCUUUUUAACCAGUGGUUUGUGACUGUAUGCUUGAAGUUGCAGUAUUUUAAUAUGUAUUUCCAUCAUUAAAUAAACGUUAUUUUGUCUGCUGAAA